Molecule: messenger RNA, 1069 nt
Organism: Zea mays
Lineage: Eukaryota; Viridiplantae; Streptophyta; Magnoliopsida; Poales; Poaceae
Exons: 8
Coding region: 1-981 (326 amino acids)
Biological process (GO): small GTPase-mediated signal transduction; protein transport; vesicle-mediated transport
Cellular component (GO): cytoplasm
Molecular function (GO): Rab GDP-dissociation inhibitor activity
Source: RefSeq, a predicted model, not a curated record
AUGGUGCUGGUUCGUUCUGGCGACGGCGACAACGUCCACGGCAUGCUUGCUGUCAUCCGCGUCUUGGGUUGCCACGCCGUGGACAUUCUGGCCAUACUCGCACGCGCGUUGGCUGCCAGUGUCGACCGCUUCAUUCUAAGUGUGCCCUUGCCGGUGUAUCUUCUCUGCAACCUUCUAACGCGCCUUGGUUUCCUGAUCGUCGAGACCGAUAGUAAGCUCAGCUGCUUACCUGAUUGUUGUGCUUGGUGUGUAGCAUUUGGCAAGCGGCUGGUGUCGGCUGGAAGGAGGUUUCAGUCAAUGGGGCAGUAUGACUUGGGAGAACUCAAGAAGGAGUGGGAACAGAGAUCAAAAUGGUUCCACAUACCUAUAUCUGACACUUCUAUUCCAGCGACGAGGGGUCAAUGGGAAGUCUUUGAGCAUGCACAUUAUAGUACUAUACACGCAAGGGCCCCCUUCCCCUGCCCCCGUCGUUUCUGCGCAAGGGCUCGUCGUCUCCGCAAGGUGGUGUGUGAUCCUUCGUAUUUACAAAACAAGGUUAGGAAGAUUGGUAGAGUUGUUCGUGCAAUUGCUAUCAUGAGCCACCCAAUCCCUAAUACAAACGAGUCCCACUCGGUUCAAAUUAUUUUGCCUCAGAAGCAACUUGGACGCAGAUCAGACAUGUAUGUUUUCUGUUGCUCAUACACGCACGAUGUUGCACCAAGAGGGAAGUUCAUUGCAUUUGUGUCUGCAGAAGCAGAGACUGAUAAUCCCCAGUCUGAGCUAAAGCCUGGAAUUGAUCUAAUUGGUUCAGUAGAUGAGAUUUUCUAUGAUAUCUAUGACAGAUAUGAACCAGUGAAUGAACCAUCUCUUGAUAAUUGCUUUGUCUCGACAAGCUAUGAUGCCACCACACAUUUUGAGACAAUUGUAACAGAUGUUCUGAACAUGUAUACAAUGAUCACCGGAAAGGUAACAUGGACUUCAUCUUUUUAUUUAUUGGAGUGAUGUAGCCUGCAGUAGUUUUUGUACUAAAAUGUUGGUCAAACUUAAGUCCAAUUAAAAGAAGACCUGUGAAUCUGUGAUUUUUUAUCGA